This is a messenger RNA of Pogoniulus pusillus (Red-fronted tinkerbird), 906 nucleotides long. Its product is annotated as C-signal-like. Gene Ontology annotation, cellular component: cytoplasm. Lineage: Eukaryota; Metazoa; Chordata; Aves; Piciformes; Lybiidae. The coding region runs from base 18 to 896 and encodes 292 amino acids. Gene Ontology annotation, molecular function: oxidoreductase activity. The transcript is spliced from 7 exons. The record is from RefSeq and is a predicted model, not a curated record.
GAGGCAGCAGAAGCAGCAUGGGAGAGCUUCGCGUCCGCUCCGUGCUGGUGACCGGCGCCAACCGCGGCAUCGGCCUGGGGCUGGUGCAGCACUUCCUGGCCAUGCCAAGCCCACCCAAGUGGGUCUUUGCGGGGUGCCGGGAGCCCAAGGGGCAGCGAGCGCAGGAGCUGCAGAACUUGGCCUCCAAGCACCCCAACCUGGUCGUCGUCCCUCUUGAAGUCUCCGACCCUGCCAGCAUCAAGGCAGCUGCAGGCACAGUCGAGAAGCUCCUGGGGGGCUCGGGGCUGAACCUCCUCAUCAACAACGCUGGAGCUGUCACGAUUAGCUCACUUGAAAAUGAGACCCUGGAGUCCAUGAGGCAGCUUUACACCAUCAACACCAUCGGGCCCAUGCUGCUGGGCCAGGCAUUCCUGCCCAUGCUGAAGAAAGCUGCCCAGGAGAGCCCAGGCACCGGGAUGAGCUGCAGCAGGGCAGCCAUUGUCAACAUGUCCAGCAUUGCAGGCUCCAUUGUGGAGAUGUACGCCUGGGAUUAUGGACAGGUCACCUCCUACCGCUGCAGCAAGGCUGCCCUCAACAUGCUGACCAAGUGUCAGUCCCUGGGGUACCGUGAGCACGGCAUCCUCUGCGUGGCUCUGCACCCUGGCUGGGUGCAAACCGACAUGGGCAGCGGACGAUCACGAACGGACCUUCAGGUGCAGAGGCAGGAUGCUGUGCAGUCUCAGCACGAUGUCACGCUGACCACACAGGCCGAUCGCGUGCAGACAGUCCAGGGUCUGCUCUUGCCCCCCUUGACAGUGGACACCAGCGUGCGAGGGAUGCUGAAGGUGCUCUCCUCCCUCUCCGAGAAGGACACUGACACCUUCCUGGACUGGGAAGGGAAGGUGGUACCCUGGUGAGAUGCCAGCC